This is a messenger RNA of Drosophila bipectinata, 761 nucleotides long. The record is from RefSeq and is a predicted model, not a curated record. Lineage: Eukaryota; Metazoa; Arthropoda; Insecta; Diptera; Drosophilidae.
CCUUCAAAAAAAAUAAUUCAGUCUUGAAAGGAUUAACGGAAAUAUGUCCACAAGCCGGCCCCUAGUCACUGUUGUCCGGGCCGGACUUCAUAAUUACGCUGCGGGAUUGAAGCUGCAGAAUCGCCUGGCGAAGACCAAUCAAAGCCUAGAUGAUUAUGCGAAAUUUCGUAACUACCUGGUGCUCCAAGAGCACGAUCCCGUCUACACCAUAGGAAUACGGACAAAAGGAUACACCGAGGCUGAUGAGGAGAGGCUGCGAAAGCUGGGGGCCGACUUCCAUCGGACGGACCGUGGUGGCUUGAUAACAUUUCAUGGCCCUGGUCAGAUAGUGGCCUAUCCGAUCCUUCACCUGCGUCAGUUCAAUCUCACAAUGCGCAACUAUGUGGGCACGCUGGAGCGCAUGGUAAUCGAAACCUGCCAGAGACUUGGCAUUCCAAACGCUAAGACAACCAUGGAUACGGGAAUCUGGGUGGGUGACUAUAAGAUCUGCGCCAUCGGCGUCCACGGUUCACGUUACGUCACUACGCAUGGAAUCGGUCUCAACUGCUGCACCGACCUUAAGUGGUUUGAACACAUAGUGCCCUGUGGCAUUGAGGGCAAGGGCGUUACUUCAUUGAGUAAAGAACUGGCUCGGCACGUCAGCACCGAAGAGGCCAGUCGGACCCUUCUUAAAAGCUUUUCCCAAAUAUUUGACUGUCGCCUGGAGGAGCAGGCAGACUCCAGAGCGUGUGAUACAAUUUAGGAUCCAAUACGUGUGUAUU